AUGGUGACCCUGGAGGAGCUGCGGGAGAUGGAGUGCGGCGCGCUCCGCAGGCUGCUGGCCCGGGAGGGCGCGGGGGGGGAGGCGGCGGCGGCCCCGGGGGGCGUCGGGCAGCGCCCCGUGCCCCCCGUGCCCCCCGUGCCCCCCGUGCCCAUGCCGCCGCUGCUGCUGGACUGCAGGCCGUUCCUGGCCCACAGCGCGGGCUCCAUCGUGGGCGCGCUGAACGUGCGGUGCCACCCCAUCGUGCGGCGCCGCGCCAAGGGCUCGGUGAGCCUGGACCAGCUGCUGCCCGCCGACGGGGCCGUGCGCGCCCGCCUGCGCUCCGCCCGCUACGGCGCCGUGGUGCUCUACGACGAGCGGACCCCCCGAGUCCACCGCCUGAGCCGCGACGGCACCGUGGCGCUCGUCCUAAGCGCCCUCAGGGGGCGCGUCGGACGGACCCCCAUCUGCCUGCUCAAAGGCGGCUAUGAGCGGUUUUCGUCUGAAUACCCGGAAUUCUGUUCCAAAACCAAGUCCCUGCCCAGUGGGCACGUGGCAUUUUCCCCCGAGCCCCCGGAGACGGGCUGCAGCUCUUGGGGGACCCCGCUGCAUGAUCAGGGGGGGCCAGUCGAGAUCCUGCCCUUCCUCUACCUCGGUAGUGCUCACCACGCUGCCCGCAGGGACACGCUGGACGCGCUGGGCAUCACCGCCCUGCUGAACGUCUCCUCCAACUGCCCCAACCACUUUGAGGGACAUUUCCGCUACAAGUCCAUCCCCGUGGAGGACAACCACGUGACGGAUAUCGGCUCCUGGUUCAUGGAGGCCAUCGAGUUCAUAGAUUCGGUGCAGGCCGGGCAGGGCCGGGUGCUGGUGCACUGCCAGGCGGGGAUCUCGCGCUCAGCCACUAUCUGCCUGGCCUACUUGAUGAUGAAGCGGCGCGUGCGGCUGGAGGAGGCCUUUGAGUUCGUGAGGCAGCGCCGCAGCAUCAUCUCCCCCAACUUCAGCUUCAUGGGGCAGCUGCUGCAGUUCGAGGCCCAGGUGCUGGCUACCUCGUGCGCCGCGGAGGCGGUCAGCCCCACGGCUGGCCGGCGGGAGAGUGGCCCGCCCGGCACCACGCCCACCGCCCAGUUCGUCUUCAGCUUCCCCGUGUCCGUGCAUGCCACGCCCAGCGGCCUCCCCUAUCAUCACAGCCCCAUCACCACCUCCCCCAGUAGCUGAGGCCCACGGCCACCCCGUGACGGCCGAGGUGGGCAACCGGUGAGCAGGGGGCGGGCCUUCAUCCCCCCCACCCUCAAUGGGCUCAGAAAGAACGGCAAUAAAGACUCUGAAUCCUCCAACAAGCCCCCAGCGGAAGCCUCCUGCUCCCGCAGCAAUAACGGCCCGGCGCCGCUCUGUUUUCUGAAAGAAGUUUCUUACCUCAGUUUUUUAAGCAAUGAGGCCCGGCGACUCGAGUCCACACAUCCUGAUGGGGCGGCUUGCCCUUCGUGCCUGGGAGCGGCGGGAGCGGGGGAGGCCACGGCCGGCGGUUCAACAACAGCCGCUUUCCAGAAGUGCCUGGUUUUGUGGCCAGUGGUUGGGAUCCUCUUUUUAAGGAAAUCUUUCAUUGUGUCGUGUUCGUUUUAAACCACAAUCAGGUGGCUAGUAAUCAUGCUGUUGAUAAUAAAGGUAUUUAUUAAGUAGUUUCCUCCCAAACUGACAAGCA
Molecule: messenger RNA, 1678 nt
Organism: Tachyglossus aculeatus (Australian echidna)
Lineage: Eukaryota; Metazoa; Chordata; Mammalia; Monotremata; Tachyglossidae
Gene: DUSP4
Product: dual specificity phosphatase 4
Exons: 4
Coding region: 1-1194 (397 amino acids)
Biological process (GO): protein dephosphorylation; negative regulation of MAPK cascade; endoderm formation
Cellular component (GO): nucleus; cytoplasm
Molecular function (GO): MAP kinase tyrosine/serine/threonine phosphatase activity; protein tyrosine/threonine phosphatase activity
Source: RefSeq, a predicted model, not a curated record